GUUUGGGACACAAGUACUGUUUUUCCCCACUCAACCUCGCCCUUGGCUUGAUUUUAAACCAUCAAUUAUUCUGAGCAGCAGUUCACCUGAACCCAGAGAAUGGGAGAUUCAUCAUCAGAGUUCACCUUUUCGCUGGAUAACCUGUUCUUUGACAGACCUGUGGUUCAUAAAGUGAAACCAUUAUGUCAGGAGCAGAGUGUGUGGAAGCUGGACGCUGCACCUGAAAUUUCAUCAGUCCCAGCGACUCAGGAGCUCCAGAAAGAGGCCGAAAGCCUGAAUUCUACUGCUUACUUUCAGAAGCCAAAGAAGUUCUUGCCGCCUUUCCGAAGACCCGGUGUCAGUGUAGGACGGUGUGUCCAAAGUCAGACAGGUGAACUAGAAGACCAACAGGUGUUUGAAGCAUGGAGGCCUGAAAUACCUAUGACUGGAUUCCAUCCCACUGCCAGUAGCCAUCAGGGCUGCCCUGCCACAUCGCAGAAUUCAGGAGAAACGAGACUUUUUCUUCCCACUGGUGCUCAACUCAAAACCCGGUUAUUUAAACCUCCCAUGAAGAAGCUCAACAGUGUUCCCAUUCCACCAAGCAUCAGUUUGGUUGCUACGGCGACGGAGUAUCCGCUCCUGCCUCAUGCCAUGGCUGCUUCCUGUAGCCCUUUCGGAGAGCUCAGCCGGACGGAGGGAUGCAGCAAUCCCAAAGAACAAAACUGUUCUGUUGUUUGCCCUAUCACUUCCAAUCCUCUUCAGAUAGAAGGGCCAGGGAUCCUCCGUCCUGUCUCUGAAAUCCCUGUGAAAUUCAGGAGCGUCUUCAACGAGUUCCCAUACUUCAACUACGUGCAGUCUAAAGCACUGGAUGAUGUUCUUUACAGCAGCAGGAAUUUUGUUGCCUGCGCCCCCACCGGCUCGGGGAAAACUGUGCUGUUUGAGUUGGCGAUCAUUCGAGUGCUAAUGGAGACGACGGAACCGUGGCACGAUGUCAAAGCCGUUUACAUGGCACCCAUUAAGGCUCUGUGCAGUCAGCGAUAUGAAAACUGGAAGCAGAAAUUCGGGCCACUGGGAUUGAAUUGCAAAGAGCUGACAGGAGACACAGAGAUAGACGACUAUUUCGAAAUCCAGGAUGCCCAUCUCAUCAUGACAACACCAGAAAAGUGGGACAGCAUGACGAGGAAGUGGAGAGACAAUGUUUUACUGCACUCAGUCCGGCUCUUCCUGAUUGACGAGAUACACGUGGUGAAAGACGUGACCCGAGGAGCGACUCUGGAGGUGGUGGUCAGCAGAAUGAAGACCAUGCAGUCGUACCGCACAGCUGAAGAUCCACACGCAAAGACCUGCUUGAGAUUUGUAGCUGUUUCAGCCACCAUCCCAAACCUAGAGGAUCUAUCUGAGUGGCUGUCGGACCAGUCGGGUCCAGCUGCUUAUCUGAAGAUGGACGAGAGCCACAGACCGGUGAAACUGAGGAAAGUCGUGUUGGGGUUUCCGUGUGGAAACAACCAGAAUGAAUUCAAAUUUGACCUUUCGCUCAACUACAAGAUGGCCAGCAUCAUUCAGACCUACUCCGACCAGAAACCGUCGCUGGUGUUUUGUUCCACGAGGAAAGGAGUUCAACAGUCUGCUGCUGUGCUCGCCAAGGACGCCAGAUUCAUUAUGAGUAUUGAUCACAGACAGAGGCUGAUGAAAUAUGCCAACUCUAUUCUCGAUACCAAGCUCAGAGAUCUAAUAAUGUGCGGUGUGGGGUAUCACCACGCUGGCGUCAGUGUGUCUGACAGAAAACUGGUUGAAGAUGCGUUUACAGUCGGCGACCUGCCCGUCCUCUUCACGACCAGCACUUUGGCGAUGGGUGUGAACCUGCCAGCUCACUUGGUGGUGAUCAAAUCCACCAUGCACUACGUCGGUGGAGCGUGUGAGGAGUACAGCGAAGCCGACAUGCUGCAGAUGAUCGGUAGAGCAGGCAGACCACAGUUUGACACAUCAGCCACUGCUGUGAUCAUGACUCGAUCUCAGACUAGAGAGAAGUACCUGCAGUUAGUGAGUGGGUCAGAGACUAUAGAGAGCAGCUUGCACACGAACCUGGUAGAGCAUCUGAAUGCUGAGAUUGUCCUUUACACCAUCUCUGACGUGAACAUGGCUUUAGACUGGAUUCGUUCCACGUUCCUCUACAUCCGAGCUCUGAAGAAUCCCAAACACUAUGGUUUUUCAACUAAUCUCGACAAAAGUGGAAUUGAAACCAAACUACAAGAGCUGUGUCUCAGAAACUUGAACGCACUGGCUUCCUUUAAUUUGAUCACAAUGGAUGAGGACAUAAACAUCAAACCUACAGAGAGUGGGAAGCUGAUGGCUCGAUAUUGCGUUGCAUUUGACACCAUGAAGAAGUUUAUGAAGGUGACCGGUACAGAAACCUUGUCUGAGUUGGUUGAUAUAAUAUCGAAGGUGAAGGAGUUCAGUGACGUCCAGCUGAGGGUCAGUGAGAAGAGAACGCUGAACAUGCUGAACAAGGAUAAGAACAGGGUCACUGUCCGGUAUCCAAUGGAGGGAAAGAUCAAAAGCAAUGACAUGAAAGUUAACUGUUUGAUCCAGGCUCAACUGGGCUGCAUCCCAAUUCAGGAAUUUGGACUAACACAAGACACUGGGAAGAUUUUCAGGAGUGGAAUCAGACUUAGCAAAUGCCUGGUGGAGUUUCUCACUCAGCACUCCAAAAAGACUUUCUCAGCCCAGCUCAAUGCCGUGAUUCUGGCCAAGUGCUUCAGAGCCAAGCUGUGGGAGGAUUCGCCCUAUAUCGCCAAACAACUGGACAGGAUUGGUUUAUCUCUGGCUAAUGCAAUGGUGAAUGCAGGACUGACUUCAUUCAGCAAGAUUGAAGCCAUCAAUGCUCGAGAACUGGAGCUGAUCGUGAACCGACACCCUCCGUUUGGAAACCAGAUCAAAGAAGCCGUCAGCAGACUCCCAAAAUAUGAAGUUAGUCUGGAACAGCUUCCCCGUUACAGUGUCUCCACAGCAGAGAUUGUGAUCACAGUGAACUUGAAGAACUUUGAGGACCUGACUUUGAAAAGGACUGCUCCGGACCAUCAUUAUGUCACACUCAUAAUCGGAGACUGUGACAACAACGUCGUCUUCCAGCAGAAGAUCUCAGACACUUUACUGCUGAAGUCCGGAAGCUGGUCGAGGAGGAUCGAGGUGACGAGAACACCUGUCGGAGAUGAGAUCAGCAUCAAUUUAAUCAGCUCUGAGUACGUGGGACUAGAUAUCCAACAGAAAUUCAGUGCCUUCUACUCAGGAGCAAAGACCUUUAGAGCUGAAUCGUAUGGAGCGGAGAGUCCGGCGUUUCUGAGAAACGUGAGAGGAACCCCACAGAGAAACACCAGCACAGAGAAACCUGCCACAGCACGAGCUACGGUGCAGAGAGAUCAGUUUAAAACAGAUCCUGCUCAGACAGAUCCCAGCAAACGGCAGUGUAACCAUUUCUGUAAAAACAAGCACCUCUGUGGUCAUGAAUGCUGUAAAUCUGGCGUGCAGAAAAGGGUCAUGAAUCAAGAGCCCACUUUCUCAUCAUAUCUCCAAGAUCUAAAGAUGAGGAACGAGAAACUCAUGGAGACCCCGGUCAAGCGCUUGAAGAUGAGGAUGAAAACUGAGGCAGAAGCCAUCAACAUGCAGCAGUUCUCCUACACCCCGAAAGAACCGAUGCCUGCUCCUACAUGGAUUCAGACACAUCUUGCUCCACCCCAAGAGCAGGCGUAUUUUGAGCCACGUCAUGAUGAGUACAACGAGAACGCUGAAGAGUUUUAUCCUGGAAUGGAUGACGCAGUGGAGGAACAGGUCUUCCAGACUAAUGCUAACACGGCAUGCCACGACGAGAGAGCGCUGAGCAGAUUCCCUCCCUGUGAAGCCACAGCUCACGGCUCCGUCUCACACGUAGACCUCAGCACCGACAGUGGCUUUUCAUCCGACAUCCUCAACGUGACCUUUGACCUUGCACUGGACGACUGGGACGAUUUCGCUGACGAUAACUUCACGGCAGCUUGUGACGACUCGUACCAUCAGGGGCGUGGCUCUGCCCAAGCAACAGUUCCUCCAGUGUGUGUGGAAGCUAAACCAGGAUCACUGAGACCUCAAACACCAUCAAGGGUCGGAUGUGCAGCUCUUCCAUCGCAAAAUGCAGCAGAAGUGAGUUUCAGUACAAAGAGAGCGUGUCCGGAAUUUUCCGUCGCCUCGGUGAAACCGGCGCUCACGAAACAGAGUGAAAAUUUCUCGCUGAAGGGAGGAGCGAGUUUUUUUACACAGAGAGGUUCAGAGGACGAAGAGCACAAAGGCACCGACAGGAGUCGGACAGAUAAGGACAGAGAGGUCGACAUGUUCCUCGGUAUAUUUGAUGGAAUUUUCUAGACUGUCUUGUGGUUGCUGAUAAGGUUUAUUAGCUUAAACCAUACUAAAGUUGUUUAUGAAGUAAUUAUUUGAUUAGUUAUUAGAAAUGUUCUAUAUCGCUAUAAAAGCAACAGUAUUUAUGUACUGAAAAUUAUUUUUCAUGAAUUUGUUGAAGUGAAAUGAGUCAUGCUGUAAAGUUUACAGUCUUCUGUUAAAAAGAAUACAUUUAUUUAUUUAUUUAUUUAUUUAGCGAAAUGUAUGCUCGGUAUGGUGAGGUUGUUUGCACGCACCAUGGGUCUAAAUAAAUAAAUAAAUAAAAAUUCUUAUGCAAAGUAACAUCAGUUUUACUGCAUGAAUUUGAAUAUUUU
This is a messenger RNA of Neoarius graeffei (lesser salmon catfish), 4718 nucleotides long. RefSeq names its product helicase for meiosis 1 (gene hfm1). The transcript has 40 exons. The coding region runs from base 100 to 4371 and encodes 1423 amino acids. The record is from RefSeq and is a predicted model, not a curated record. Gene Ontology annotation, molecular function: ATP binding; nucleic acid binding. NCBI's taxonomy places the organism in Eukaryota, Metazoa, Chordata, Actinopteri, Siluriformes, Ariidae.